UUUCAAAGUGCAGGUCUUACUCGGGACACCUACCAGUUGUUCUCUACCAGGCAGAGGCUGUGAGUGGCGGUCUGGGGAAACUGGAGAUUCCAAGCCUUUAAUUAAGUAAAUCCUGAAAAUGACAGAAUGUGGCCUUGUUUCCCACUGAGCUAGCAAAAGCAGAUCAAGUUCUGAGGAUAACGCAACAAAUGAGGACUCAAAAGACAAGGGGCAGCUCAGGAAAUCAUGGAACUCAAAAUCUGCGAGUGUUGUACAACCAGACACACAUGAAGACAGCUUCAAGGAGGAGGGGACGGACAGAGCAGCACCAAGAAAGGGAGUGCCUUAUUUUGAAAGUAGAGGAUCCCAAGGACAGCAAGGAGAGGCACUACAAGGAAACACAGGAGAAGCCAGUCCCUCCUCAGGUGAAGCACGCGUCCCACACUCAGGUGGUCAAAGAGCAGCUGGACAGGAUCAAGGCUCAGAUGAAAAAAACUUCUCGGGCAAACCUCUUAAAACGGCCGAAGAGGAAAUCUUAUCAUCCAUUUGUUUGGAACAGUUUACACCCAUAUUCAGAUACUCAUGAAAUAGACUUUCUUCUUGCACUGUCAACAGCUGUCCACCGCAACCCUAAGAGUCAACAGAGUGCUUCUAAAAUUAUUGAUCUUCAGGCUUCCUGGACAAGAUAUUCUUCCUGGACAAAAAAGCAGCACAGAAUGCUGCUGAAGAGCCCGCAGGAUUGUCACUUACGAAAACAGGGAGGGAAUUAUACCGAAAGCACUUGGACCAGAUGUCCCUACAGCAGCAUGUCCUUCAACGCUCUAUGAAGAUGGCACUCGUAACAUAUAUGGGUCAUACGAGGAGCUCUUCAAAGGCAGUCAAGGAGAUAACCGAUCAUUGCAUUAUAAAAAAAAAAGUUUCCAGCAGAAGGCAGCAAGCUUCUAAAUAUCUAGAUCUAAUGAAAAACUCAGAUUAAACACCUUUUUACACCAAUAAAAAAUAUUAAAGAUGUAAAAAUGAAGCAGACUAAGGUUCUGGCUCAAUUCCAGGGCUAUUUAAGUGUCAGUUUUUUUUUCCAAAGUAAUGAUAUACACAAACUCAAUUAUGUAGUACUGUAAAUAAUUCUGGUUCACUAAGAAAAUGUCACCAUUGCAGAUCAAAACUUCCUAAUACUUUUGAGCUGAUUAGAAGUGCAGUUUAAAAUUCCCAGUAAUAAAAUGUAAUGAUAGAA
Lepisosteus oculatus (spotted gar) is the source of this 1210-nucleotide messenger RNA. The record is from RefSeq and is a predicted model, not a curated record. Lineage: Eukaryota; Metazoa; Chordata; Actinopteri; Semionotiformes; Lepisosteidae.